Messenger RNA from Cyprinus carpio (common carp), 2358 nucleotides. Its product is annotated as lecithin retinol acyltransferase-like. Lineage: Eukaryota; Metazoa; Chordata; Actinopteri; Cypriniformes; Cyprinidae. Gene Ontology annotation, biological process: retinol metabolic process. The record is from RefSeq and is a predicted model, not a curated record. Gene Ontology annotation, molecular function: phosphatidylcholine-retinol O-acyltransferase activity.
GCAGCAAAAUGUUAGAUUGCCUUGCGUUGCUGUUGGAGAAAACCUUCUUUCUUGCACAUUUGAACUUUUUCAGCACAACUUCAUCUAAACAAGAAAAAUGCCCAACACGCCGCGAGGAGAGCACUUAUUUCCAGCGCGGGGAUCUGCUGGAGGUUCCUCGCACUUUGUUCACUCAUUUUGGGAUUUAUCUCGGUGACAACAGAGUUGCACACCUCAUGCCUGACAUUCUGCCGGUUCUGACGAGCAACACAUCUCAAAUCCAGAAAGUUGUGACUAAUAUGAGAUUGCUGCUCGGUGUGAUCUACAAGUAUGCCUCAAUACGGGUCGACACGGUGGAGGAUUUUGCCUACGGAUCUCCUAUUUUGCUCAACACGAUGGAUACUACCCUGAGAAGACCGCCGCUGGCCGCCGAGGAGGUCGCCAGAAGAGCUGAAAAACUUAUUGGUCAUAUUCCAUACAGUCUUCUGUGGAAUAACUGCGAACAUUUUGUCACUUACUGCCGCUACGGGACAGCGGUCAGCCUGCAGACAGAGCAGUUCUGUGAAAGUUUAAAAUCAGUAAUCCGGGACCAGAGGAGUGUUCUUCUGACCACUGUCAUCGGAAUGCUUUCCAUGUUUUUCCUUGGAAUAGCGCCGUCCACCGCACUUCCAACUUUUAUCAUUCCUUUCAUCUUGUGGAUGGCUGGAUGAGAGACACUUCAAAUCUAAAAAUACAAACUUUUGCUACGUUAAAUUGUUCGUCCCUUACAAACAAUGUAACGUAGCAAAAGUUUAUAUUUUUAGCUUUAUUAUAGAAUGUCACUGCAUUGUUGUCACUGACAGUUGUAUUUUUUUGCUAUUGAUAACUUAAUUUUUUCAUUAUUUUUACCUUCAUAUAUUAACAUUUUACUUUGGUGUAUAUAUUUUAUAACGCCCUUUUUUUAAAAAAACAUACUGUACAGCGUUAACAAGUAAAUAAAUGCACAUUCAAAUGAUAAAAUGGUGUUUUAUGUGCUCUUGCCUAUUUCUAGCACAAAUACAGGCUGAUGUGCACCGCGGUGCACGCCCUUCAACGAAAUUGGAAUUGCUCAGUUGUUUAUUAUUGUUAUUCAAAAUUAAUCGCAUUUUUUAGGGCUUAAACAUGCUCAAAAUCUUUGCACACACACCUGAAGUGUCGAAAAUGUAUGUCUGAUAUGGGUUUCAGAAGGGGGGAGGCAAAAUGGCUCGAUAGCGCCACCAAUACACUUCAAUGAAGUGCCCCUUGAGCAACAUUUUACAUACAAGUAUGACAUUCAGUGGAAACAUGUAACGUCCCAAUACCUACAAAAAGUCUCUUGGAACAAAACCUGAGACCCAACAGGAAAUUAGUUAUCAAAAGCCCUUUGUAAUGUUAAAUUGUGAAGAUCUUGAGUUUUUGUUAAAGGACGCCGCGUGUCCGUGGCAGCCUGAUGAAUGUCAAUGUGUCACCAUUUUUAUAACUCAGGCCAAACUUCACAUGUUUGAUAUGUUUGAUAAAACUCCUGACCUGAAGAGUUCUACAUGCCAAUAUUCAGCUACAGUCAUAGUGGCACCUGUUGGCAACAGGAAGUGACAUGUUUUACGCUGUAACAAACUCCUAGAGAUUUAAUGACAACAACAUAAUAUUUGGUCAGUCUAAUCUUAAGACCUUUAUGAUGUUAAAUUGCGAAGAUCUUACGUUUACGUUAAAGGGCAUAUCCGUUGCGGCCUGACGAAGUUCAGUGUUUUGGCAUAGAAAAGGAAGUUUUUUUAAUAUGCCCUAAACUUCACACGUUUGAUAAGUGUCCCGGCAUGAAGACAUCUACGUGACAAUAUCCAGUUAUAGGGAUAGCACCGCCUGUUGGCAACACGAAAUGGAAACUAAAACAUGCAAUUUCCAAUCUGCCCCAAAUUUCUUGUUUGAUAAGUCUCCUGGCCUGAAGACAUCUAAAGGCCAACAUUCAGUUAUAGUCAUAGCACCACCAUCUGCAGCAGGAAGUUUGGCACAUAUAUAAAUGACUUUGACACAUUCUUCCUAUAUUUACCACUUUAAAUCCAUAUUUUCCAUCAUUCACUGUUUUCCUAAGGCCACUGAGUGAAGGUGGCUUUGGGUGCGAGGGCACUUUGCAACGCUGCUUAAUAUCUUUUUUUCAUUUUGAUACAUUUUCAUACGUGGAACCUCUUUUUAUAAAGUGGAAAAAUGUUCUUUAGAUUAUUAAAAUGUUCUUCAGACUAAGAAAUAAUUAUAAACUAUUCACUGAAGAGUUCUUUGGGGAGCCCAAAAGGGUUCUUCUGUGGCACUGCUGUGCACCCCACCCCCCUUUGGAACCUUUAUUUUUAAGGUUGUGCAGUAAAAAUGAACAUAAAUUAGACUUUUUAAUAA